Notothenia coriiceps (black rockcod) is the source of this 2288-nucleotide messenger RNA. RefSeq names its product probable G-protein coupled receptor 116. The record is from RefSeq and is a predicted model, not a curated record. NCBI's taxonomy places the organism in Eukaryota, Metazoa, Chordata, Actinopteri, Perciformes, Nototheniidae. The annotation marks the transcript as partial. Gene Ontology annotation, cellular component: membrane. Gene Ontology annotation, biological process: adenylate cyclase-activating G protein-coupled receptor signaling pathway; cell surface receptor signaling pathway. Gene Ontology annotation, molecular function: G protein-coupled receptor activity. The transcript is spliced from 5 exons.
AACUCGGACAUCGGGCUCGGCUCUCUGGAUGAAAACGCAGCCGAUGUCUUUUCUCAGCUCGAUCAGGUCACGAACAACUCGCAGAAAAUAAACUCAUACGCCAACCUCAACGCUUCGGUCCAGGUCCUCUUAAGUCUGAGCAACAAAAUCAACAGCAUCAACAACGACACCACGGCCGACGACUUCUUUGAGUCCUCCAGUAAUCUUCUGGAGGAAUCUCUCAAAGACUCGUGGAAGAAGAAGUCUGGCCAAGAGAACAUUUCUCUGGCGGAGAGAUACCUGAGCUCCGUGGAGAAGCUGAUUGACGCCACAAACGUGACCCGAUUGAAGAAGAAGAAAAACAUCGAGGUGAUGGCGACCAACUGCACGAAGCAAAACACCAAAUGUUACAACAAGGUGUUCAACGUGUCCGUAACCCUCAAAAGCCCCGACCCCGGAAAUGUGAAAACGGCCGGCUUCAAAGAGCUGGAGAAGUAUUUACCGCAGAAAGACAAAACGCUGGAACCGAACAGCAUCGUAGUGUCAACGACGAUGGAGAACAAGAUCUCGUCCGUGGAGGUGGAGAUUCGCUUCCCGUUGUUGAGAAAGCGGCCUCCCCACGUUCUCAUGAAGUGUGUCGCGUGGGAUAAUGUCACCCAAGAUUGGUCUGGAGACGGUUGUAAGUGGAGCGGAGCGUCAGACGAAGGACUCUGUACCUGCAAACAUCUGUCCUCCUUCGCCAUCCUGAUGCAAAGGUAUCCUCUGAAGAUCGCCGGACUCGACCAAGUCACCCAGGUUGGUCUCGUGGUGUCCGUGGUUUCGCUCGUAAUCUGCCUCAUCAUCGAGGCGUUGGUUUGGAGCUCCGUGGUGAAAACAAACACGUUGUACCUCCGCCACACGGCUCACAUCAACAUCUCGCUGUGCCUCCUGGUGGCCGACAGCUGCUUUUUGGCGUCCAUGGACCCCGAAAGUGUCUCCGAGUUGUGGUGCCGUAUCUUCGUGGUGCUGAAACACUUCUGCUUCCUGUCCAUGUUCUUCUGGAUGCUGUGUUUGAGCGGCAUGUUGCUUCACCAGGCCGUCUUUCUGUUCCACAACGUGAGCAAGAAGACCUACCUGAGACUCUCCAUGUUCCUCGGCUACGUCUGCCCGCUGCUGAUCGUGGUCAUCACGUUCCUGGUGUAUGACGGAGGCAUUGAAGGCGAGUAUUUCUCCAAAGAAAGUUGCUGGUUGUUGUACGAGGGACUCAUGAAGGGCUCCAUCCACACCUUCUUUAUCCCCGUGGGAAUUAUCGUGUUCGUCAACAUUCUCUCCAUGAUGGUGGUGAUCAUGAAGCUGCUCGAUCACCCAAAGAACGCCGAGCGGACCAAUGAGAGCGAGAAGAAGGCGGCCGUCACGGUGAUGCGGUCGGUUAUUCUGCUGACUCCCAUCUUCGGAGUCACCUGGGUGUUUGGGUUCGCUGUGAUGUUGAUGGAUCUCACAUCUGGACCCAUUGCUAUAACAGUGAACUACCUGUUCACGCUGCUCAACGCCUUCCAGGGUUUGUUCAUUCUGUUAACAACAUGCGUGAUGGACAAAUCGACCCGAGAAGCACUUGGGAAACGUCUGAAGAAAAAUGCUUCAGCCUCGAUCUCCAGCAGCACCACAAAGCUACAAAGCACUUGGAAGAAGUGAAAAUGAUCCUAAAUAUGUUUCACACAUUUUACGUACAAUAUAUCUGAAUAGGCUUCAAGUUCGUACAUUUUUAUAGUGAUUACUUUGAUGUAUUCCCUGAUAUAUGAACACUGUGCAAUGCUUGUUUACCUGAUUCGUUUUUUUACAGGAAAUAUCUCCAUCUUGUUCCGAUUGAUUUUUAUUUAAAACUUCAUUUUAUUGCGACAUAUUGUUUGGGAAACACUGUUUAUUAAAUCUUUCUACCUAUAACCUCGUAAUGUAUAAUUACCUUAUUAGAUUUUUACGUGUUAUUAUUUUGUAUAUUAAUUAUUUGUCUCUGUCUUUUUGGGGUUUUGGUUUUCCUCAGAUUGUCUUUACUUGUCAUUUUUCAUUCUUUCUUCACAGUUGAACGAAUUGUUUUCAAGAUAAAUACAUGAUUUAAUACGGAGCUGUUUCAGGAUUACUUUGUGUAGAAACUCACUUCUAUAUAUCUGUCAUUUGAAUCAUUUGAGAGGUAGUCGACUGAGAUGUUCUUGAGUUCAAGAAAGCGCUAAAUAAAUAGAUUUUCACCCAAAAACUAUUCAUUAAAACUUAAAUGUUCUAUCGGUGAAGCAAAUGUUUGUUUCUUAACACUGUGCACGGUAAAGUGACCCCGUUUG